AUGGAGAAAAAAAGCAAGAAUGGGAUGGACCUAGUAUUGCUUCUUGGUCUCAUCUUCAUUCUUUGCGUCAACUCAACUUCAAUGGCCGAAGAACAAGUAGAGGAAAUCCAAGCGCAAGACAGCUUGUUGACUUACAUAGUUCAUGUCAAAAAGCACGAGAGUAUAUUUUCUCUUCAAUCAGAAGAAGAGUUGCAUAACUGGUACCACUCAUUCCUGCCACAAACUUAUGAAAAACCCAACAAGGAACGAAUGGUUUUCACUUACCGCAAUGUGGCCUCUGCAUUUGCAGCGAAGUUGACCCCAGAAGAAGCCAAAGCCAUGCAAGAGAAAGAUGAGGUUGUGUCAGCCCGACCCGAAAGGACCCUUACAUUACACACAACUCAUAGUCCAGGCUUCUUGGGGCUGCGACCGGAACUAGGAUUAUGGAAUGCUUCCAAUUUUGGCGAAGGCAUCAUAAUUGGGCUUAUAGACACAGGUAUAGACCCUUCCCAUCCAUCCUUUAACGGUGAAGGAAUGCCACCUCCACCAGCAAAAUGGAAAGGCCACUGUGAAUUCACUGGGAAUAGAACAUGCAACAACAAACUCAUUGGUGCAAGAAAUCUAGUAAAAAACGCAACUAAUGAUCUUCCUCUUGAGGAUUUCUUCCAUGGAACACACACAUCUGCAGAGGCUGCUGGAAGAUUUGUAUUGAACGCCAGUGUUUUUGGCGAGGCUCUGGGCACAGCAGCUGGCAUGGCACCUAAUGCACACUUAGCAAUGUACAAAGUAUGCAAUGACAAAGUGGGGUGCCCUGAAAGUGCUAUCUUAGCUGCAAUGGACAUAGCCAUUGAUGAUGGCGUGGAUGUUCUUUCUCUGUCCCUCGGUUUACCCUCUUCUCCAUUCUAUGUUGAUCCAAUUGCAAUUGGUGCAUUUGCUGCCAUUCAGAAGGGAAUUUUCGUGAGUUGCUCAGCUGCAAACUCUGGCCCUGACUACCUCACUCUGUCAAAUGAGGCCCCAUGGAUCCUCACCGUUGGUGCAAGCACCAUUGACAGAAAAAUAGCAGCAUCCGCAAAGCUUGGAAACGGGUUAGAAUAUGAAGGGGAAUCGCUAAUUCAACCCGAAGGCUUUUCUCAGAGAUUUUUGCCACUUGCGUAUGCUGGUGCAUUUGGAAACAACUCUGAUGCUGCCUUCUGUGACCCAGGAUCCUUAAAGAACGUUGAUGUCAAGGGAAAGAUAGUGUUAUGCGAUGUAGGUGGAGAAAGUCUAUUUACUUCGAAAGCACAAGAAGUUCUGAAUGCUGGUGGUGCGGGCAUGAUCCUCACCAACCAAGAAAACUUUGGCUUCAAUACCUUUGCUAUUCCUGUUGUUCUGCCUUCUGUGCAUGUGAGUUAUGCUGCUGGUUUGGCUAUCAAAGCAUACAUAAACUCAACCUUGGCACCAACCGCAACAAUCUUAUUCAAAGGAACUGUAAUUGGGGAUCCACUUGCUCCUGCAGUUACUGCAUUUUCUUCCAGGGGUCCAAACUUGGAAAGCCCCGGAAUUCUAAAACCUGACAUUAUUGGACCUGGAAUGAACAUUCUAGCUGCAUGGGGUGUGUCAGUAGACAACAAAAUCCCAGCUUAUAACAUUGUUUCAGGAACUUCAAUGUCUUGCCCUCACCUCAGUGGCAUUGCUGCUUUGCUCAAAAGUUCACACCCUGAUUGGUCCCCAGCUGCCAUAAAAUCAGCAAUCAUGACCACUGCUUAUACAGUCAACCUUGGAGGCAAGCCCAUACUUGACCAGAGGAAUCUACCUGCUGACAUAUUUGCCACUGGUGCUGGCCAUGUUAACCCAAACAAAGCAAAUGAUCCAGGCCUUAUCUAUGAUCUCCAGCCAGAGGAUUACAUUCCUUAUUUGUGUGGUUUGCAUUACAGUGACAGAGAAAUUUCUGUUAUUGUGCAAAGGAAAGUCACAUGCUCCAACAUAACAAGCAUACCUGAAGCACAACUCAAUUAUCCCUCAUUUUCUAUUUUAAUGGGGUCUGAUUCACAGUUCUUCACCAGAACGUUGACAAACGUUGGACCUGCAAAUAUAACUUACACCGUGAAUAUCGAUGUACCUUUGGCGUUAGGUAUAAGCGUAAGCCCUGGUCAGAUAACAUUCACCGAGGUGAACCAGAAGGUUACGUACACAGUGGGGUUUAUCCCAGAAAGCAAAGGAAAUAGAGGCAACCACAGUUUCGCUCAGGGUUCUCUCACAUGGUCAUCUGACAAAUACGCUGUUAGGAUCCCCAUAUCUGUCAUUUUCAAGUGA
Molecule: messenger RNA, 2271 nt
Organism: Gastrolobium bilobum
Lineage: Eukaryota; Viridiplantae; Streptophyta; Magnoliopsida; Fabales; Fabaceae
Product: subtilisin-like protease 1
Exons: 1
Coding region: 1-2271 (756 amino acids)
Biological process (GO): proteolysis
Molecular function (GO): serine-type endopeptidase activity
Source: RefSeq, a predicted model, not a curated record